Molecule: messenger RNA, 534 nt
Organism: Phragmites australis (common reed)
Lineage: Eukaryota; Viridiplantae; Streptophyta; Magnoliopsida; Poales; Poaceae
Exons: 2
Coding region: 1-534 (177 amino acids)
Source: RefSeq, a predicted model, not a curated record
AUGGGUUCAACCCUGCUCACAGCCCUGCUCGAUUCGGGGUUGACGCAUAACUUCAUCGACGACACCGCAGCGCGCAAGGCGGGCAUCCCCAUCCAGCCGUGCACUGGCCUUAGCAUAGCAGUUGCUAAUGGAGAUCGUGUCAUGAGUCCUGGCAAGUGCCUGCACAUGAAGACAUACAUCGACAGCGACGUGUUCGCCAUCAACUUCCAUGCACUUCCACUCGGUGGUUACAGCAUGGACCAUCAACUAUUCUUGAAGCGCUCCAAGUGCGCUUUUGGCACAUCGACCGUGGCUUACCUCGACCACGUGAUCUUGGCGGAUGGAGUCGCCAUGGACCAGCAAAAGGUCCAGGCUGUGCUGGACUGGCCACGACGUUCAUCAGUCCGUGCAGUCCGAGGUUUCCUUGUCCUCACUGGGUACUACCGCCACUUCAUCAAGAACUAUGGCACCUUGGUGGUGCCCCUCACCAAGCUCUUGCACAAGGAAGGCUUCGCUUGGACUCAGGAGGCCACAAAGGCAUUCCACGCCCUCUAA